Molecule: messenger RNA, 1880 nt
Organism: Oldenlandia corymbosa var. corymbosa
Lineage: Eukaryota; Viridiplantae; Streptophyta; Magnoliopsida; Gentianales; Rubiaceae
Source: the annotation of a GenBank genome assembly
AGGUUAAAAAUAUGGUUCAUUUUUUACUGAAAUAUAUUUGCUUAAACAAUCUCCGUAAAGUCUCAUUAAAUUUGAAGAAAAGAAAAAGAAUAGAAGACCAUAUUAGUCUUUUCACUUUGUAAAAAGCAAUUAGAAUUUAUUUAUGGGAUCCUUAAUCUAGAAUUUGUAUUUCUUUUUUUUCUUUUGUUUUUUGGAGCGAACUUUAUUAAAUCUUUUUUUUUUUUUUUUUUCCAUAUUCUCUGAAUUACGCCCUCUCUUUUGGUCCGCGCCUAAAUCCCCCGCCUGAGCCAUACCCCGACGGCGGUGCCGCCACGCAGCGCCACCGCCUUCAAUUUCUUCCACUAACGUGAGUUGGCACAUCCUUCUAAUUCCUCAAACUCGAACUGUUUUUUUUUCCCCCCUUUCCCUUGAUAAUUUUGCUCUAUAGUGGCGCAAUGGCUACUGAUGAAGCUGUGCAACACGAUGAGGAAGUAAUCGAUAAUUCCUUCAAAGUGUCCCCGGAGAUGGAGAAGUUUCUUUGUGACCGAUUAUUGGAUCAAAGCCAGCCAAUUUCCGAACGUUUUAGAGCCCUCUUUUCUCUUCGUAACCUCCGCGGCUCUGGACCACGCAAUUCUCUCAUUUCUGCAACAAGAGACUCCUCAAAUCUUUUGGCGCACGAGGCUGCUUUUGCUUUGGGGCAGAUGCAAGACGUUGAUGCAAUUCCUGCGUUGGAAUCAGUUCUGAAUGAUCUGUCUUUGCAUCCUAUUGUUCGCCAUGAGGCUGCAGAGGCACUUGGUGCAAUUGCUUUAGAAUGUAAUAUUCCAUUGCUCAAAAAGAGUUUGGUCUCCGAUCCAGCUCAAGAGGUUCGUGAAACAUGUGAACUAGCUUUAAGCCGAAUUGAAGACAUUAAGAAUGUUAAAGUUGAUGAUCCAUCCAGAAUUGAUGCAUCACCAUAUCUAUCAGUGGACCCGGCAGCCCCUGCUUCUGGUCGUUCUAUCUGUGAACUCAGGGGUACACUUCUAGACGAAGAAAAGAGUAUGUAUGAGCGUUAUGCUGCUCUGUUUGCACUACGUAACAAUGGCGCGGAAGAAGCUGUGAGUGCAAUAAUUGACUCAUUGAACGCCAAGAGUGCUCUCCUGCGGCAUGAGGUUGCUUAUGUUUUGGGCCAGUUGCAAAAUAAAAGGGCUUCAGAUGCACUGUCUAAGACACUCAAAGAUACAAAUGAACAUCCAAUGGUUAGACAUGAAGCUGCUGAAGCUCUUGGUUCUAUUGCAGAUCAAGAAAGUAUUAUGCUUCUUGAGGAGUUCUGUAAGGAUCCUGAGCCUAUUGUCUCACAAAGCUGUGAAGUUGCACUGAGCAUGCUUGAGUUUGAAAGAUCGGGCAAAUCUUUUGAGUACCUCUUCAUGCAAGUACCGCAAGCAGAGAAAGUCGCAUAAAAAUUUUGUUUCGUUUCCGAGGGUAAUUAGAGCUGCUUCUCGGUGAAAAUGGAUACCAUGUUUUGAAUUCCGCCGUGCAAAGGGAUAAAAGUAGGGCAAAUUUGAUCUUUACUUCUAGUCUGAUCCCGUGCUCCUCCCUUUUGGUUUUAUACAGAACCGCAAUGGAGAAACAAUGGGAUGGAAAAACAUGAAGACUUGAAGAACUUACAUUCGAUCUUUACUUGGUUUAGUCGACCUGUUUGUAACCCUUUCAAGCAUAAUGCAUCUUUUGAUUCUCUUUUAAGUUACCCCAUCCGUUCGACUUUAAUAUCCACUUUGUUAUAUCAUUUUAGUUUAGCAAAAUUAACUAUUUUUUCAACAAGAAAAAAAGAAAGAAAGUAGACUACAUAUACCGGACUGUAGUCAUUUGUCAUUUCUCUUAUUUGAUUAGAUUAUUCCUCCCUUGCAGAGUGGUGUGAACGCUGU